Molecule: messenger RNA, 1172 nt
Organism: Cynara cardunculus var. scolymus (artichoke)
Lineage: Eukaryota; Viridiplantae; Streptophyta; Magnoliopsida; Asterales; Asteraceae
Product: LOB domain-containing protein 37-like
Exons: 2
Coding region: 215-901 (228 amino acids)
Biological process (GO): regulation of gene expression
Source: RefSeq, a predicted model, not a curated record
UACUUUGGAAUCUCAACCCACUGUCUACUGUUUAACCUAACCAAACCAUGGUUAACUUAACCCCAUCAACUCUCCCUUUACUUAUACCACCCAAUCCCCCUCUAACCUCAAUUUUCCCUCUUUCUUUCUACGGUUUCAUUUCUCCGCCUCGAAACCCCACCCUCUCUGUCUGUCGGCAAAACAUCACUUGGUUAACUGGCCUUUCCUUUCAACCAUGAGCUGCAAUGGAUGCCGAGUCCUUCGGAAGGGCUGCAGUGACAACUGUAUUCUCCGCCCCUGUUUGCAGUGGAUUGAUACUCCUGAAGCUCAAGGUCACGCCACUGUUUUUGUGGCUAAAUUCUUCGGCCGUGCCGGUCUCAUGUCCUUCAUCUCUGCCGUACCGGAAAAUCAACGUCCAUCUCUUUUUCAAUCGCUAUUGUUUGAAGCUGCCGGUCGGACCGUGAAUCCAGUGAACGGUGCCGUCGGACUUUUAUGGACAGGGAACUGGCACGUGUGCCAGGCAUCGGUGGAUACAGUCCUCCGAGGAGGUACGUUACGGCCGAUCCCUGAGCUCAAUGAUGGAUUUCCAACGAUGCCAAAACUUGGCGAUUCGUUUCAAACAGAUGCAACCUUCCCUGACAUACUCAAGCUUCAGGAUCCGGUCACACAUCCGCGAUCGAAGGUGCAGAGGCGCCGACGAGCCUGUGAGCCGCCAUCAAACAUGACACAAUCACAAGAUCUCGAUCUCAAUCUAAACCAGAGUUUUCCGGCGGUUAAAGGCUCGCCAGAGAAACGGCGGCAGGGAAGUCCGUCUAUGAAUUCUGAAGACUCCGUGACUACAACGUGUUUGGACGGCGGCUUCGGUGAGUAUAGUUAUAUUCAAGGAGGAGGAGAAGUGCAUCUAUUGAAUCUGUUCAAAUGAUGAGUUCGACCGUCGAUUUUGAUUUACAGGAAGGAAAUAUGUUAUGCCGGAUUUUAGAUUCCGGCGACUUUUGUAGAUCACCGGCACAGGAUUUCCCUCCGUCUCAUAUUUUGGUUUUUGUAAGGAGGGGAAAAUGAAAGUUCGAUGGUGAUUCGUUUUUCAAUUUCGGCGUAGUUUCCUGGGUUUUGGAACCAGAAAAUAAAUAAAUUAAUUUUUUCUUUUAUUUUGUUAAUUUUUGUUAAUAAAAUACUUAGUAUUUUAUUUUCGAACA